GGAAGGUUGACGCUCAGUCGCGAACGAUACCUCGGCGAGUAAACACGCGCGAACAACAUUUCUGGUCGUUGAACGUCGCUUGGUCAUCGCUGUGCCGUUGCAGUUGCAUCAGAUGCAAUAACCGAUAUCCAGCGCAAAGUUUUCGUUCGCGUGGUUUGAGUAUGUUUGUUGUUGCUGGCUAUAGGAACAACGUUUGAUGGAACGCUCUUUUAUGUAAUUGGCGACGGUAGGGAAGGAAUAGAAUCGUCUUCGUAAACAUUCCCUUCACGACCAGGAAUCAGCUGGACUUUGCACUUCGUGGGUGCGUGGAUAGUGUGCGACUGGUGACGUCAAGUUCUGUUUAAAAUUGGUGACUGGAAGAAUUUACGCGAAUGGUGUUCUUUGAAGCUUAAAAUGUUUUCGAACAGAGUAGAAAAAUAGCUAAACCGAAGUAGGGUAACCGGAGGGUUCGCGAUUUGUGCUUUUUGGUGUCCGCAAGUAAUAGACGCUUGAAGCAGCUGAGGCCGCCCCUGCCUGGCCCUUCGCGGGUUCCUCGUUUGCUGCCGCACACCUGGCGUGAGCGUGUGCGUGUGGAUCUCUUGUUGGCACAUUGCUUCAAAUAGUCACCUAUAAUGAACGAUCGAACCAAACAGCAACUGCCAGCGAACAGUCCGUAAAGAAGACCUUCCACACCCGGAUCGUGGUUGUCGUUGCCGUCGUCGGUUGCGGUUCAGUGCACAAUAAUUGCCACACUUGGUUGGCGCCCGUCGUCGGCUUGAUGACGUGACAUGGGCAUGAACGUCAUUUGUAUCAUCGGAACCGCCAAGCCCGAUUCAUCAGCGUUAUUAGUGGAAGCAGCAGCCAGACCGGCGGGCGGAAUUUACAGUGAUAGUGAUAUCGGUUGUAGUAGCUUCCAGCAACAGACAUGUGUCUCCUUCUGAGUAUUAGCAAACAUCGUCAGCUCCGGGUUACAGUUCCUGUGUUUUUCGCGUAGUUAAUUAGUUUUCCAGAUUUGAAGAGGUCAUGCCAGCGUUGCGUUUGUUCGGACGGAAAUGGUUAGCCGCGUCGGACGACCUUGUGUUUCCGUGCGUGUUCGAGAUCGCGUUCCGGAUUGUAUGGCUCGGGCUGAUAUCAUGCGUGACGUCGACGUACUGGAGCGUGACCGUGGAGUGCGAUGAACAGGCCGGCCUAGCCGUGCGCAUCUACCUAGUAGGAACCCUAGCGUUAAUUAGUGUAAAUAUAGUUCUACUUGUACUGCUGGUAAACCGCAGCGCCCAGGGUAGCAUCACCGAGGUGCAGAAGCGCCGCUGGGUGGCGCCUCUUCUGGUUGUGAAGAUUCUGUUGAUUCUACCAGAGACUGGACUGAACGUCUUCGGCACGAUGUGGGCCUUCUGCGGGACCAUCGAGUGUAAGAGCGAAGACAAAAUAACUCGAACUGUGAUUGAAGCAAUCGUACUAUUCAACUGGGUAGUCUUUGGGCUUAUUAUCUUUGGAUUAGCGAUAGUAUUUGACCCGUUGGGGUCGGCUAAAUAUAAGAACGGUAGGGAUAGCAACGACAACGGUCCCACCGAGUCAGCGAUCCACCGGAAGGUUUCGAAGCUGUGGUUCCGGCGGUUCCGGUGGGCCUUCUGCUGCCUGCGGAAGGACGAAUUCGGGCACGAGGCUUUCACGCAAGUGGCGAGUCUGUUGAGUGCGCUUUUCCGGGGGACGGAUCUGGUCCCGUCCGACAUCAUGGCGGGUUGUGUGCUUCUCAGAGUGCGACAGAAGCGAGAAACACGUGAAAUGCGGAGGAUACGAAUGCUGAACGACGACGGCCCGCGAUAUUCAACGGAUAUUACGAGGGUGUUCGCAACGUCACCGGCGUGGAUGACGAUUAAGAAUGCGCGACAUUUCUUACGCUUUGCUCUGGCUGCCUAUGGGUGGCCGAUGGUGUGUUACAUGCACUGCUGCACCGGACCGUAUCGAUUAGUUCCAAAGAUGACAUGUUGUGCCUGUUUCCGUCGAAAACCACAAAUCAUCAUCGAUGAUAACUGCUGUCUGUGCCACGUAUCCGGCGUUCGGUACACUUCACGAAUUCGCAGCGAAGACGUUCUACACGCAUCAUUCAGAAAUCACGUAUUUGAGUUACCAUUCUGCGUUCUGGCGGAUCAUAGCACCAAGAGUAUUGUCAUAUCCAUCCGUGGCAGUUUAUCAAUGCGUGACGUUUUCACGGAUUUAGUGGCCAAUUCCGAGCGUUUUGAUGCCCCGGGGAUCCCGCCGGAAUCGUCCGCCCAUCGAGGCAUGGUAGCUGGCGUGGAUUGUAUGCUGAAGCGGCUCCGCGAAGGUAACAUGCUGGAGCGGAUCUUCAAUACCUACCCGGAGUAUACCUUGGUCCUAACGGGGCACAGUUUGGGAGCCGGGGUUUCCAUUCUACUGGCAGCGAAACUUAGAAGCCGUUUCCCGGAUCUUCGUGUUUAUGCCUUUGCCACUCCGGCAGGAUUGCUCAGUCGGGAAGCGGCACGGUAUACGGAAAGCUACGCGUUCACCAUCGGCGUUGGUGAUGACUUCGUGAUGCGAUUAGGCGUUGAUUCCAUCGAGAACUUGAGGACCAGUGUGAUUGAGACGAUUCGGGCGUGCAAGCUGCCGAAGUGGCGCAUCAUGUUGAACGGCUUUGGGUACGCUCUCUUCGGCGUUCCGUCGCGUGAUUUGGAAACCACGUGGCACGAUGUAACGGAAAUCACAAAGAAAGCUGGAGGCCAAAGUCCUUUAUUGAACGAACGUCCCAUCCAAACAGUUGCCACAGCAGAAGGGGGCUUGCUGUCGAGUGAAAUCUCCAAACGACGUUUUGCAAAAACUCGAUUGUACACCGGAGGAAGAAUCUUACAUAUCGUUCGGAGGAAAAAAACAGAGCUGGAAAAGAAAACCAACACUGGUGGACCGACAUUCGAGAUGCGUUGGGCUACAGCCGAAGACUUUACCGAACUGAAAGUAAUGCCCCGCAUGCUGCUGGACCAUCUUCCGGACAAUGUGUUCCGCACGCUGACCAAAAUCCUGGAGGAACAAAAAACUCACAACGGAUCGAUAUUAUCGCUGCAGGAAAUUUAAGCCCCGUUCCCAACCAAUUAUCGAUUUGCCAAACAUAGACAAUUAAUGAACAGUCCCGCCAAGAAAAGAAAAAAAAACAGGAAAGCCACCUGAGUGCCUUAUAAGAAGUGAAUCUUGCCGUCUAAAAAAGAAGGAUUGAUAUUUUAUUAUUUUUUAAAACGAUUUUUAACAAACAUCGCGUAGUUUUUGUGGUUUUUGUGAAAUAGUUGAAAAACAUAACCUAUCAAAUAGGAAUGAGUACUUGUCUUCAUCGUACCCUUAAAAGUAGUGUAGUAAGAGAUGAGAGAUGUGUAUAGACAGACCCCGUAAGAAUAGCUCUAAUUAGAAGUGUAUAAUAUUCAACAAGUGUUUUAAUUGCUCACUAUGGAGGAUCAUCGUAUUUUAGUAAAGCUCAUUUAAUGACAAAAGGGAUUACAUCUGACAAACACACCCAUUCCAUUGUUGCAUCACUCAGUUAUAAGUUUAGUUAGGUAUAAUUCAAUUGCAAACGAUGACAUUCCAUCAAGGAUCUGAAUAGCAUGAUAUUUUAAUGUAACACAGUUCAAGGGCAGAAAUUUACAUAAUUCGAAUAUUGAAAGUAUUUUUGUUUGAGUAUUUUACAGCCUGCGUAUUGUGACGCAGCUGGAGGAAACGAAGUGGAAUGAGUACCAAUUAUGUUUGUGAUAAUUCAAGAAAUGCUAUUUAUUAUUUAUAAACGGCAAUGCAUAAGAACGUAAACAUUUUCCUGAUUUUUCAGUGUUAAUUUUUAAAAUAAAUAUAAUUUUCAUAUAAAACAGAACUAGAAA
Molecule: messenger RNA, 3848 nt
Organism: Armigeres subalbatus
Lineage: Eukaryota; Metazoa; Arthropoda; Insecta; Diptera; Culicidae
Product: diacylglycerol lipase-beta-like
Exons: 12
Coding region: 1003-3063 (686 amino acids)
Biological process (GO): neurogenesis; diacylglycerol catabolic process; arachidonate metabolic process
Cellular component (GO): plasma membrane; cytoplasm
Molecular function (GO): triacylglycerol lipase activity
Source: RefSeq, a predicted model, not a curated record